This is a messenger RNA of Aureobasidium pullulans EXF-150, 1569 nucleotides long. Its product is annotated as L-galactose dehydrogenase (L-GalDH). Gene Ontology annotation, biological process: dehydro-D-arabinono-1,4-lactone biosynthetic process. The record is from RefSeq and is a predicted model, not a curated record. Gene Ontology annotation, cellular component: cytosol. The transcript is spliced from 2 exons. Lineage: Eukaryota; Fungi; Ascomycota; Dothideomycetes; Dothideales; Saccotheciaceae. Gene Ontology annotation, molecular function: D-arabinose 1-dehydrogenase [NAD(P)+] activity. The coding region runs from base 1 to 1569 and encodes 522 amino acids.
AUGGCGGAGAAGACUACGAUGAUUGGGCCAAGCACACUCAAGGUUAUCUGUCGCGAUCGCGCUGUCGUGUCUUGUGCACGCGCCUUGGAAGAUCUGCCGUUGCUGUCCCUCUUCCCCUUCAGCUUUCUACUCACAGUCCUCUCUUUGUUCUCUAACUCACUCCCACUCCCUGCUUUGCAAAGAAUUCAUCGACGAAACAUUACGGACCACAACUCCGAAGCUACACAGAUUCAACUCCUCGCCCUCUCGCACACACGCUCGACAUCUCGAUCGCCGAUGGCCUCAAUCGUGACCAAGGGCAAGCCUGCCCAGCAACUCUCCUCACUUCUGCCACCGCUCGUCUUCGGUUGUGCUGUUUUCAACUCCCAAUACAACGAUGUGAACAAGCUGGAUACCGUCGGAUUGGUGCAGGAAGCACUCGAGUUCGGUAUCAGAGCAUUCGACACUAGUCCUUACUAUGGACCCAGUGAGGAGCUACUCGGUGCAGCCCUCGACACAGAAUUUGUCCGCUCCCACGUUCCCCGAUCCGAUCUCUUCUACAUUACCAAGUGCGGUCGCAUUGCUGGAGACGAGUUCGAUUACUCACCUGAGUGGGUCCGCCAAAGCGUUGCCCGCAGUCUGCAAAGACUCCGCACCGACUACCUGGACAUUGUUUACUGCCACGAUGUCGAAUUCGUAAGCGAAGACGAGGUCAUCGGAGCCAUUAAAGAGUUGCGUCGCAUUCGCGAUGAGGAGGGCACACUUCGCUACAUCGGUAUCUCUGGAUACCCUGUUCCUCUGCUCUGUUCGCUCGCCGAGCGUGUUCUUCGCGAGACUGGCGAGCCUCUCGACGCUGUCAUGUCAUACGCAAACUUUACAUUGCAAAACACUACACUUGCAACAAACGGUAUUGCACGUCUGCGUGCUGCUGGUGUUGACGUCGUUCCCAACGCUUCACCCCUUGGCAUGGGUCUCCUGCGUCGCGCAGGACCUCCUGUAGCCGGCCAAGGAGACUGGCACCCUGCUGGUCCUGGUGUCAGAGCAGCGGUCCGUCGUGCGAGCGACUUUUGCGACCGCCAUGGAGAACGACUCGAAGUUAUUGCCAUCCGCUACGCGCUGGAAUCUUGGUUGACGCAAGGUGCGAGUGUCGGCUCAAGAGGUGACCCAGCAUCUGGCGUCCCAUGGACUCGCGAGUCAAACCAGCAGGUCGGCGGCCAGAAACUCGGUGUGAGUGUCAUGGGUGUCAGUAAUGCUGGCGAACUGGAAAAGACAAUGUCAGUCUGGCGCAGUAUCCUUGACGGUCUCGAGGGUGGUGAGGAGACUGUCAAGCUCGCCGGUCGCUGGAAGAGAGACCAUGAGUGGAGUCAGAACCGCAAGCACGGUGUUCAGAUCAUGGCCGAUGGUAUCCAAGAGCAUUUGGCCGAAUACCUUGAUUUCGCGUGGGACAGUCCUGGCAAAGACUAUGUCAACAAGAGAGCCGCCAAGAACCUGACGGCACCCGAGGCCGAAGACGCACCCUGGUUGACACCUGCUCAGAGUCCUCAAGCCGAUCAAGACCUCCCCGAGGAGAUCAGCAUUGCUUUCCGAUAA